Messenger RNA from Aspergillus costaricaensis CBS 115574, 801 nucleotides. Its product is annotated as peroxidase family protein. The record is from RefSeq and is a predicted model, not a curated record. Lineage: Eukaryota; Fungi; Ascomycota; Eurotiomycetes; Eurotiales; Aspergillaceae. Gene Ontology annotation, molecular function: peroxidase activity. Bases 1 to 801 code for a protein of 266 amino acids. The transcript is spliced from 4 exons.
AUGAAGACAACCCCCCUACUAUUUCUCGUCGCGGGCCUUGCCCAAACCCAUGCAUUCCCAUCACAAGGAGGAGCACCGCACCCACUACCCUGGUCCCCUCCAGGCCCAAACGAUGUCCGCGCCCCCUGUCCAAUGCUCAACACCCUCGCCAACCACGGCUAUCUCCCCCACAACGGCAAGGACAUCACUGAGCAACACACCAUCAACGCCCUCUAUAACGCCCUCGGCAUCGACGCAGAACUCGCCACAUACCUCCACCAGGAAGCAGUCACCACCAACCCUAGCCCCAACGCAACCACGUUCUCCCUGAAUGAUCUAAGCCGCCAUGAUAUCCUCGAACAUGAUGCUAGCUUGAGCCGCCAAGACGCCUACUUCGGCGACAAUCACGACUUCAACCAAACCAUCUUCGACGAAACCCGCUCCUACUGGACCUCACCCAUCAUCGACGUGAAGCAGGCUGCUCUGUCUCGCCAAGCACGUGUGAAUACCUCUAUGGCUACGAAUCCGAAUUAUACCAUGUCGGAGUUGGGUGCGUCGUUUAGUUAUGGGGAGACGGCGGCGUAUAUUAUUGUCCUUGGGGAUAAGGAGAAUGGGUUGGUGAAUCGGUCGAGGGUGGCGUAUCUUUUUGAGAAUGAACGUCUUCCGCUGGAUCUAGGGUGGAGUCGGGCAAAGGAGAAUAUCACGUUUGAUGAUUUGAGCACGAUGUUGAAUAGAAUUGUUAAUGCCACGGGUGGGGAGAGUGAGUUUGAUAGGGAGUUGGCGAAGAGGGGUGGGGUGCAUUUUGGGAGGUGGAGGGGGUAA